This is a messenger RNA of Sinocyclocheilus anshuiensis, 5362 nucleotides long. Its product is annotated as rho GTPase-activating protein 5-like. The record is from RefSeq and is a predicted model, not a curated record. Gene Ontology annotation, biological process: Rho protein signal transduction; regulation of cell size. Gene Ontology annotation, molecular function: GTPase activator activity. Gene Ontology annotation, cellular component: cytosol. Lineage: Eukaryota; Metazoa; Chordata; Actinopteri; Cypriniformes; Cyprinidae.
GGGAGGGGAUGGCUCACCGAUUACACGCAUACCACUCUUACUGCUAGAAAACACUGAAAACAACCACUUUGGGGAAAUUUCGCCGAUUAUUCCAACCGCUCACGGGAAACGCGACAAAACUGUGAUUUGUUUCGGUAUCGCAUGAGCAGAAAUUAAAGGAAAUAGUUGGAAUGCCUCCUCCUAUCUGUGGUGUCUGGAGCUGGGAGCGACCAUGUUAGGAAGGUGAUAGGAGAGGAAAGAGCAGUCGUCCGGGUCAGAUGAUCAAGAUUAAAGCUACAUCGGCUCAUGCAAAGUGAGAAAUGGAAAUGCGCCUGCACUAGCAAAUGGAAGUACGUGCUUGCCUGGCCGGCAUACUUUGCUUAGCGUAACAAGCAAUGAGAGGGGCAAUAUAAUGGCCAAGAAUAAGGAGCCCCGUCCGACAUACGCUAUCAGUGUCGUCGGACUCUCAGGCACUGAGAAAGAGAAGGGCAACUGCGGCGUAGGUAAAUCCUGCCUAUGCAACAGAUAUGUGCACCCCAGUGCGGACUGCUACUACUUGGAGCACACUUCUGUGUUGAGCACAAUUGACUUUGGAGGGCGCGUGGUGAAUAACGAUCAUUUCUUAUACUGGGGUGAAGUGUUACAUCGAGGGGAUGAUGGCCUCGAGUGUCGAAUCCAGGUCAUUGAGCAGACUGAGUUCAUUGAUGACCAAACGUUCUUGCCUCAUCGGAGCACAAACCUGCAGCCUUACACGAAAAGGGCUGCAAAUACGAAGCUUCAGUCUGCUGAGAAGCUGAUGUACAUUUGCACAGAUCAGCUUGGGUUGGAACAGGAUUUUGAUCAGAGGUUUGAAAAGCUCAUCGUUCAAACUGUCCGAGAUUAUCACACAAGCUGGAAAAUUGUGAGCAAUAAGUUGAAAAGCCACCCAGACUAUAACGAGUACAUCAAUAUAGAAGGCACCAAAAAGGCUAGAAACACCUUUUCGAAGCACAUAGAACAGCUGAGACAAGAGCACAUCAAGAGGCGGCGUGAGGAUUACCUUAAAAGUCUGCCAAAAAUUCUUAAUAAGUUGCUGAACAACCUGGAGGAAAUUGAGAUGCUGAGUUGGACUGAAGCUCAGAGCCUUAUGAAGAGCAGGCCUGAGUUUCAGUACUGUUUCAUUGAGUUAGAACAAACGCCGUGGUAUGAGACAGACCACCUCGAUAAAACCGACGACAGAAGAGUGCCCUUCGAUAUCCUCAAAACCAUGGAAGGAGAGAGGAUUUAUCAAAACCACGUACAGCAUUUGAUAUCUGACAAGAGGCGUUUGGAGAUGAAGGAGAAAUUCAAGAAGACGCUGGAGCGAGUGCAUUUCAUUAGCCCCGGCCAGCCGUGGGAAGAGGUCAUGUGCUUUGUCAUGGAGGACGAGGCAUACAAGCACAUCACCGAAUCAGAUCGCAGGGAUGUUUACAGUCGGCAUCAGCAGGAAAUAGUUGAAAGGGCCAAAGAGGAGUUUCAGGAAAUGCUUUUUGAGCAUGCAGAGCUGUUCUAUGACCUCGAUUUGAACGCGACCCCGAGCUAUGACAAAAUGAGUGAGAUUCAUGCCGUGCUUAACGAGGAACCUAGAUACAGAGCUCUCCAGAAACUCGCCACUGACAGGGAAUCACUUUUACUGAAACACAUCGGGUUUGUCUAUCACCCCACGAAGGAAACGUGCCUCAGUGGCACAGCCUGCAUCGAUCUCAAAGUCGAGCAAGUCCUCGCCAACCGGCUGGUUCAGCUAGAUCAUGGCCGCUCGAAUAUCUACUACAAUAGUGCCAACAUUGAUAAGGUUAACUUGUGUCUCGUGGGCAGAGAAGGAUUGGCGCAGGAGCUCGCAAAUGAAAUCCGAGCUCAGUCCACUGAUGAUGAAUACAGCCUUGAUGGGAAAAUCUAUGAAUUAGACCUUUUGCCUGUGGAUGUCAAUUCCGGCAUGCUUUUGAACCAUUCCUGGAUAUCGACUUUCAAGCCCCAUGGGUUCUUUUGUGUCUUCAGCUCUAUAGAGUCGCUUAAUUACAUCGGUGACCGCGUAAGCCGGAUCCGAGCUGAGAUUGCCCAGAGCAGAAGGGAUAGGUAUAGCCAGCCGGUGCCAUUCAUUCUCAUUCUAGCAAAUCAGCGUGACAGUGUUUGCAAAAACAUGCCUAUUUUGAGGCAUCAAGGCCAACAGCUUGCAAAUAAGCUACAGUGUACUUUUGUAGAUAUACUCUCCGGCACUUUCCCCAGAAAGUUUAAUGAGUCUCAGAUAAAACAGGCCCUCAGAGCGGUGUUGGAGGGAUUGAAGCACAAUUUCGACAUGAUGAGCCCCAUGCCCUCCAUUAAGGAUCUGUCGGAGACAGAUUUGCGGAUAGUCAUGUGUGCCAUGUGUGGAGAUCCGUUCAGCGUGGAUCUCAUUCUCUCACCAUUCUUGGACUCACAUUCCUGUAGCGCCGGACAGCCCGGGCAGUGCAACACAUUGAUCCUUGACAAAAUCAUCGGCGACAGCCGCAGACGCAUACAGGUCACUGUGCUCUCCUACCACUCCUCCAUUGGAAUCAGAAAGGACGAAUUGGUGCAUGGGUACAUUCUUGUUUACUCAGCAAAACGAAAGUCUUCCAUGGCUAUGCUGAGGGCGUUCCUGGCUGAAGUCCAGGAUGUCAUUCCAGUUCAACUGGUGGCCAUUACGGACAGCCAAGCGGACUUCUUCGAGAACGAGGCGAUAAAAGAGCUAAUGACUGAAGGUGAGCACAUUGCCACAGAAAUUACGGCCAAGUUUACCGCUCUCUACUCCUUGUCCCAGUAUCACAGACAGACAGAAGUUUUCACGCCAUUUUUCAACGAGGUCCUCGAGAAGAAGAGCAACAUUGAAAGCUCCUUCAUGUUCGACAACAGCAGGGAUGGAACAGGCACCGGUGAAGACGUCUUCCCGCAGUCACCUCAUAGCCAUUCGCCUGCCUACCAGUAUUACCCUGACUCUGAGGACGAUGGGGAGGGACCGCCACCUUACAGCCCGAUAGGCGAUGAUGUGCAGCUGCUGCCCAAUCCUAGUGAACGGAAGUACAGAAUCGACCUGGAAGGAAACGAGUACCCAGUUCACAGCACACCUCUUGGUGAUCACGAGCGUAACCACAAAGUGCCUCCCCCGGUAAAACCCAAGCCCAAUGUGCUGCCCAAGCCCAACGUUAAAAAGCUGGACCCCAACCUACUGAGGACCAUUGAAGCUGGAAUGAGGACCUCCAGGUGGACACGUGGUCCAAUGAUGGGUCACAGCGAUGACCUUGAAGCAUCUGAUAACUAUGCAGAGCCGGCCGACACUCUUCUCAAAUCAAAAGGCUUCAGUGAUGACAUCUAUGCCGUACCGGAAGACGCACACAGCAGAUCUGGCAGGAUCCGCAAUUCGUUCGGCGGACUCGCUUUGCACGGGGAUGAGGAGAAUGGCUUUGACUCCAUGUCUAAGUCUCAGGGUGGCAGAAGGCCUUCUAAGUACAAACAUCGUUCCAAGAUCCUCUUCAGCAAGACAAAAGCUUAUCAUAGACGAGUGCACUCGGAUGUCAGUGAUGAUGAGUCGGGGCCUGCGACGCAGAAGAAGAAGAAAGGAAGGGGCAACCGAGGAAGUGAAGAAGAUCCACUUCUCUCACCAGUGGAUCCUUGGAAAGGAGGGAUAGACAAUCCAGCCAUCACAUCGGACCCAGAGCAGGAUGAUAAGAAAAUGAAGAAAAAGAAACCACCAAAGACCAAGGAACCCAAAAAGACAAAGUCAACAAAGACCACAAAGCCAUUGUAUCCACCAACUCGUAGGAAUUGGGAAAGCAACUAUUUUGGGGUGCCUCUUCAGAACUUGGUCACACCUGAUAGGCCCAUACCUCUGUUCAUUGAGAAGUGUGUUGACUACAUUGAGCGCACAGGUCUCACCGCAGAGGGCCUUUAUCGAGUGAGUGGAAACAAGACGGAUCAAGACAACAUUCAGAAACAAUUCGACCAGGACCACAGUAUUGACCUGAUAGUGAUGGAUGUAGCCGUGAACGCCGUGGCUGGGGCCCUGAAGGCCUUCUUUGCCGACCUCCCCGACCCCCUCAUACCGUAUUCUCUCCACCCAGAGCUAGUGGAAGCAGCCAAAAUUGUAGAUCAUUAUGAGAGACUGCAAGUGCUGAAGGAAAUAGUGAGAAAGUUUCCUCCUGUGAACUAUGAAGUUUUCAAAUAUGUCAUCACUCACCUCAACAGGGUAAGUCAGCAUAGUAAGACCACUUUGAUGACGGCCGACAAUCUGUCCAUCUGUUUCUGGCCUACGCUCAUGAGGCCAGAUUUUGAGAACAAGGACACGCUGUCCACCACCAAACUCAACCAGUCCGUCAUCGAGUCCUUCAUCCAGCAGUGCCAGUAUUUCUUCUAUGGUGGUGAAAUCACAGAGACCUCCAGCGCCGAGGGGACGCCUCCUCCACACGGCCACGGCUUAGAGUCCCUGCUGGCCCUUCAGCUCCCUCCUCCCCUCCAGCCACAGCAGAUCCAGCACGCGCUGCCCCCCGAACCCCUCAUAUAGACCUCCUACUCACAUUCGGCUUGUACGUGUGCGGAUAAGCCGCUUAAAAUAAGAAGUGAAAAAAAGAACCUUUUUUUGUACAAACGAAGAUGUGACUUGCAUAAGACGUCCCCUGUCCCAUUUUUUUUCUUUUUGUUUUAAUUUUCCCCUUUUCUGUUCCUCAGCCAGUCUGAAUGAGAGAAUAAGUAAAAACCGUAAAGAAAAUGUCAAUGUUAAUUUGACAGUAAAUGUGCACAUUGACUAAUUUCAAACAUGGCAAACACAAGGAAGAUAUAUUUAUAAAACUUUUUUGUUUUGAAAGACAAUGGAGCUGUCAAUGACUCACUAAAACCAACACCACAUGCACGGCUUGCCAUAAUGGCAAAAUGUGCCAUUUUUCUGCUUGUGUUUGUCCCCUUUUUAUUUUACAAUGGACUAAAGAUAUAUUUUUAGGAUAUUUUUAUCUUAAAGACAGCAGUUGUUGUUGGGGUGGUGAUGUCUCAAGGCGUUUGGGAUUGAACUAAUAGGAGUUUAUAAAAUCAGGGGCACCUGCCUAGGAUGCACUUUGUCCUACAGACUUUGAACCAGGAGCCCCUUGUACUCUGGAAACCACAGAAAGGGAAACAGCCCACUGCAACCGUUUGGCACAUCUCAGAGAUCCAGGCUUCAGAAGAUGCCAGGUUAUCUCCGUCUCGUUUCAUGUUCGUUCGUUUCCGUUUCCGCAGACCACCUUCAAAAUUUCUAUGGUUCUGUUGAUUGAUUUCUUAAACUGAAUUUGCAUGUUCUUUGCCACUUUUAAUAACUGAAAGAGAGAAAAAACAUUAAUGCUUAACUGUUUUUAUGCAAGACUUUUUUUUUUUUUUAAAUCUAACA